This is a messenger RNA of Cornus florida, 3697 nucleotides long. Its product is annotated as methionine S-methyltransferase-like. The record is from RefSeq and is a predicted model, not a curated record. The transcript is spliced from 12 exons. Bases 119 to 3379 code for a protein of 1086 amino acids. Gene Ontology annotation, biological process: biosynthetic process. NCBI's taxonomy places the organism in Eukaryota, Viridiplantae, Streptophyta, Magnoliopsida, Cornales, Cornaceae. Gene Ontology annotation, molecular function: pyridoxal phosphate binding; methyltransferase activity.
CCGGGAAGGCCCUCCAUCUUCACUUCCCAACACUAUAUACUCGGUAGUAUAUAUAUAUAUAUACAGACACAUACACACACACUAUACUAUAUAGUCUUGAGAUUAUUGUUGAAUAGUAAUGGCACUGAAGAGAUUGUGGGAAUCAAUGGAUGAGUUCUUGAAGCAGUGUGAGCAGUCUGGUGACUCUGCGUACGGUGCGUUCAGAUCACUGCUUGAGAGGCUCGAAGAUCCGAGCACCCGAGUCGAAGCUCGGGUCUUCUUGUCGGAUCUUCAGAAACGCUUCGAUACUAAGGAAGCCGGUGAACAAUGCCUUUCGACCUUCCAUUUCCAAAUUCAAGACAUCUAUAUCGAGCAAUAUGAAGGAUACCGGAGGAGGAAGAAAUUGACAAUGAUGGUGAUCCCUAGCAUCUUUAUCCCAGAGGAUUGGUCCUUCACUUUCUAUGAGGGACUUAAUAGACAUCCCGACUCUAUCUUCAAGGACAAGACAGUAGCUGAGCUUGGUUGUGGAAAUGGGUGGAUCUCCAUCGCCAUUGCUGAGAAGUGGUUACCUUUGAAGGUGUAUGGCCUUGACAUCAAUCCGAGAGCCAUAAAAGUUUCUUGGAUAAACCUGUAUCUAAAUGCUCUGGAUGAAAAGGGUCAACCCAUCUAUGACGGGGAGAAGAAAACUUUACUGGACAGGGUGGAAUUUCAUGAAUCUGAUCUGCUAGCUUACUGUAGAGAUCAACACAUUGAACUUGAACGAAUUGUUGGGUGCAUACCUCAGAUUCUUAACCCAAAUCCAGAUGCAAUGUCCAAGAUGAUUACAGAAAAUGCAAGCGAGGAGUUUCUACAUUCAUUGAGUAACUAUUGUGCACUUCAGGGCUUUGUUGAGGAUCAGUUUGGCUUAGGUCUAAUUGCUAAGGCCGUUGAACAAGGAAUUAAUGUAAUCCAACCUAUGGGGAUUAUGAUCUUUAAUAUGGGAGGCCGUCCAGGACAAGGUGUUUGUAAACGCUUGUUUGAACGCCGUGGUCUCUGUGUUAACAAGAUUUGGCAGACUAAAAUUCUCCAGGCUGGGGACACAGAUAUUUCAGCUUUGGUCGAAAUUGAGAAGAAUAGUCGACACCGUUUUGAGUUCUUCAUGGGGCUUGUGGGAGAUCAGCCAAUUUGUGCUCGAACAGCAUGGGCUUAUGGAAAGGCUGGUGGUCGUAUUUCUCAUGCUUUAUCAGUUUACAGUUGUCAGCUUCGUCAACCUAACCAGGUUAAGAUGAUUUUUGAGUUUCUCAAAAAUGGAUAUCAGGAGAUCAGCAAUUCUUUAGAUUUAUCUUUUGAGGAUGAUUCUGUUGCCGAUGAGAAGAUUCCAUUCCUGGCUUAUCUUGCUAGUGUUUUGAAAGAGAAUUCAGUUUUCCCAUAUGAACCACCAGCUGGAAGCAAACGAUUUCGUAAUCUCAUUGCAGGUUUUAUGAAAACUUACCACCAUAUUCCGCUUAACGCCGAUAAUGUUGUUGUUUUUCCUUCGAGGGCUGUGGCAAUCGAGAAUGCUCUUCGAUUAUUCUCACCACGUCUUGCCAUUGUUGAUGAAAACCUGACUCGACACCUACCGAGGCAAUGGUUAACAUCACUGACAAUUGAGAAUACAGAAAUAGAUAAUCUUUCAGAGGAUGAACUCACUGUUAUUGAAGCCCCACAUCAGUCAGAUUUGAUGAUAGAGCUGAUAAAAAAGUUGAAGCCGCAGGUGGUAAUUACUGGGAUGGCUCAUUUUGAUGCUGUUACUAGUUCCGCUUUUGAGCACCUUUUAGUUACUACAAGAAAAACUGGGUGUCGUCUUUUCUUAGAUAUAUCAGACCACUUCGAACUAUCUAGCCUCCCUGGUUCCAAUGGGGUCCUGAAAUAUAUUGCAGGAACUCCUCUGCCUUCACAUGCGGCAAUUAUAUGUGGAUUAGUGAAAAAUCAGGUUUAUUCAGAUCUGGAAGUGGCUUUUGUGUUAUCAGAAGAGGAGAGUAUCUUUAAAGCAUUAUCCAAGACUGUCGAGCUAUUAGAAGGAAAUACUGCACUGAUUAGUCAAUACUAUUAUGGUUGUCUCUUCCAUGAACUUCUAGCUUUUCAGCUUGCUGAUCGGCAUCCACCUGCAGAGAGAGAAGCUGAGAAGGAGAAAGCCGUUGACAUGAUUGGAUUUGCUAGUUCUGCCAUCUCAGUCCUUGAUCAUGCUGAGUUAUCAAUUACAGAAGCAGAUAACACUUCCCUAAUUCACAUGGAUGUGGAUCAAAGCUUUCUGCCUAUACCUUCUCCUGUCAAAGCUGCUAUUUUUGAAAGUUUUGCAAGACAGAAUAUAGCAGAAUCAGAAAAUGAUUUAAAAACCAGCAUUGGACAAUCUAUCAAUAGCAAUUACGGGUUCCCCAGUGAUAGAAACACUGAAUUCUUAUUUGCAGACUGCUCAUUAGCUCUUUUCAAUAAGUUGGUCCUCAGUUGCAUCCAAGAAGGUGGAACCAUGUGCUUCCCAUCUGGCUCAAAUGGGAAUUAUGUAUCUGCUGCUAGAUUUCUGAAAGCUAACAUUGUCAGCGUCCCUACCCACUCUGAAGAAGGGUUUAAGUUGACAGAAAAGAUACUUAGUGGUGUACUUGAGACAUUGAAUAAACCUUGGGUGUACAUUUCUGGUCCGACAAUCAACCCAACUGGCUUGCUUUACAGUAAGGAAGAUAUAGAAAAUUUAUUAUCUAUUUGUGCUACAUUUGGGGCAAGAGUUAUAAUUGAUACUUCAUUCUCGGGAUUGGAAUUUGACUCUAAGGACUGGCGUGGUUGGGAUUUGGAAGGCUGCUUGGCAAAACUAAGUUGUCCUGGCAAACCAUCUUUUUGUGUGUCGCUCCUUGGAGGACUGUCUUUGAAUGUGCUUACUGGAGGGCUGACAUUUGGGUUUCUGGUUCUAAACCAGCCUUUCUUGGUUGAUGCAUUCCAUAGCUUUUCAGGGUUAAGUAAACCUCAUAAAACUGUUAAAUACACCAUAAAGCAGUUGCUGGAUCUGAGGGAACAAAAGGCAAGUGACUUUCUGAAUAUCAUCGCAGACCAAAAAAAGCUUCUGCAAAGUAGAUCUAAGCACUUAAAGCAGACACUUGAAGAUUGUGGAUGGGAGGUGCUUGAAGCUCGUGCUGGUGUUUCCAUGGUGGCAAAGCCAUCUGCCUAUCUUGGCAAGAGUAUUAAGCUCAAGGAAGAUGCCAUUGCUUAUGAAGCGAAGCUUGACGACUCAAAUAUCAGAGAAGCCAUUUGCAAGGCCACCGGGCUAUGCAUCAAUAGUGCUUCGUGGACUGGAAUUCCUGGCUAUUGCCGCUUCACAAUUGCCUUGGAAGAUAAUGAUUUUGAACGCGCAUUGGCUUGCAUAGUCAAAUUCAAAAACGUCAUCGACGACUGAAAUGCUUUGCUGCUGUCGACUCCUCUCUGAUUGUUCUACAACUUAGGUGCCAAGAACUAAACCGUUCCCAUAGUUGAGUUGCUUAAACUCGUCUCGAGCUCUUUACACAAAUCAAGCAUUAAUUGAGGUUUUCCCUUAUACAUGCGCUUGUAUUCUAAAUUACAAAUGCAGUGUUUUCUCAUGAUCAUGGUUUUAAUGGUCUUGUUACACAAUGUCCAGCAGAUCACACCUUCUAUGUGAAAUAUCUGCAUAUCUGCAGUUCUUAUAAUAACGAACAAAAAAUGUUUCUUUUGUGUGAUUAUAAUUAGUUUCUUAACU